This is a messenger RNA of Clunio marinus, 2175 nucleotides long. Lineage: Eukaryota; Metazoa; Arthropoda; Insecta; Diptera; Chironomidae. The record is from the annotation of a GenBank genome assembly.
AUGCCUUUGAAAGUCCUGAGAAAACCAGAAUUGAAUACCAAAGUCGUCCUUAAAGAUAUUUUUUCCGACUUCAAAAAUUCCAAUGAAAAAUGCCGCUUGUGCUUUGAGGAAGUUUUCGAUCAAAAUUCAAGAGUAAAUGUAACAACUGACAAGAAAGACGAGAUUAAUAUUCUCUUUCAAGUUUACUUGUCUUUGAAUGAAAGAGAAUCAGAAUUUGUGUGCUCAAAAUGUGAAAACGAAAUAAACAAUUUACAUCAAUUCAAGAGGAAAAUAAACGAAAACCAUAAAUAUUUUGAGAAGUUGAGCAGCCUGAAAUAUGACAAUGCCAGCAAUGAGAACUUCAUAAAAACUGAACCAGAACUGUCUAUAUCAAAAGAAUCUACUCUCAAAAAAGUCAUACAAAAAACUCGUAGAGCGAAGCAUAGAAAAAUCUUCAAGCAGCUAGAUUUGAAUGUCAAAGUCGUCCUUGAAGAUAUUUUUUCUGACUUCAAAAAUUUCAAUGAAAAAUGCAGCUUGUGUUUCAAGGAAGUUUUCUAUCAAAAGUCAAGAAUACAUUUGACAGAUGAUAUAAAAGACAAGAUCUAUUCUAUCUUGCAAAUUAACUUCUCUGUGAAUGGGUCAGGAUCAGAAUUUUUAUGCUCAAAAUGUGAGAACGAAAUAAAGAACUUUCAUCGAUUUAAAGAGAUGAUAAAUGAAAAGCAGAAAUAUUUUGAAAAGUGUAGCAGUAUGAAAAAGGACAAAGCCAAAAACUACGAACUUACAUUAACAUUCAAUGAACAUCUCGUAAAAUCUGAACCGGAACUGACUAUUGUCGAUGAAGUUGAAGAAGAAACGUCUGAAUCUGAAAAUGAAAAUCAAAAUGAUUCAAUUGAAGAUCAUCUUUUGGAGCCAAACGUCACUGAUCAGGAAAUCCAAACAAGUUCUGGAUUCGUUCCUUGCAACGUCUGUGGAAAACAAUUCAAAGGCCACAAGAAUCGAAAGCAACAUUACCUGAGAGUACAUGUUAAUAAAAGACCUCAUCAGUGUGAUAUAUGUGGUAAAAGAUUCCGACAUCCAUGCCUUGUUGCUGCACACAUGAAAAGGCAUAGAGAAAGAAAAACAAAAAGGCACAGAGAAAGAAAAACAAUAAAGGAAAUAAAUUACAAGUGCGAUAGGUGUGAAAGUUCUUUCUUCAGUAACGGAGAUUUACGAAAACACGAAUUACAAUUUCAUAAAGAUGAUAUUAAGCCUCAUCAGUGUAAUAUUUGUGGUAGAAGAUUUCUUGUACGUCGCAGACUUGAUUUGCAUAUGGAGACACAUAGAGAAAAUAGAACAAAAGAUCAUCAUUGCGAUAUCUGCAAGACUUCAUACUUUCAUAUCGAAGCAUUACAUAGCCACAUACUAAGAUAUCAUGAAGAUAAACCGUUUUCAUGUACAAAAUGUGGAAAAAGCUUUAAAUUAGAACAAAAUCUGAAAAUUCAUAUAUGCAAUUUUUUUAAGGAAUCAUGUAAAAAUCAACAUGACAUGUCAAACAAACAAGACCUUAAAAGUUUUCCCUGUGAAAUUUGCGGGAAAUUAUUUAGAAAUGGUUCUCAACUCAAGCAACAUCACAGAAGAGUGCAUUUGAAAAUUAAAGCUUACCAAUGCGAUAUUUGUGAUAAAAGUUUUUAUGUUCGAAAAGAUCUUGCCAGGCACAUUGACACACAUAGAGAAAACAGAACAAGAGAUUAUCAUUGUUACAUCUGUGAGAAAUCAUAUUUAAAUAACGAAGGAUUAAGGAAGCAUGUAAGACGUUGUCAUGAAAAUAUUGAAAAACCGUAUCAGUGUGAUAUUUGUAGUAAAAAAUUUGAUGCACGGUACGAAAUUGCUGCACAUGUUGACAUCCAUAGAAAAUAUAGAACAAGAGAUUUUAAUUGCGAUAUCUGCAAAACCUACUAUUUCAAUAAGAUAUUAUUGCAACAACAUAAAUCACACUGUCAUGGAAAUAAAAUUUUUUCAUGUGCAUUUUGCGGGAGAACAUUCAAAACGAAACGAGAACGAAAAUCUCAUUCUUGUAGUUAUUUCAAAAAAUCAAAUAAAAAUAAUAAAAAAUGGAGUCGAACAAACUUAAUCCUAAACCAGACAAUUUCACAAAAUACUCCAUGUGAAAUCUGCGGAAGAAUAUUCAAACAUGUUUCAUGUUCAAGCAACAUAUGA